AGAGACGUUGAGGGCGGACGCGGACGGAGGAGCUUGGGCGUCUCGGAGAGCGGGCCAGGAUGGAGAAGCGAGGCCGAGGCGGGAAGCUGCCCGCACACCAGCCCGCUCAGCAGCCACCGUCGACGCCUCGGAAAGAGAGGAGGCCGAGCAUGUUCGAGAAGGAGGCCUACGCACAAAUUUUGAGAGAAAGACUGAGAGAAUCGUUUCAUGAUGUUCAGUAUGUAGAGCCUCCAUUUGAUGACUCAAUUGCCGAUUUAGGUAAAGAGUGGAAGAGUGCCCUGGCAAAGUUAAAGUUUGCUAAUUCAUAUAGAAUGGAGCCAUUGAAAAAAUUCCAAGCUCAUUCAGUAGAAACUAAAGUCCAGCAGAUAUUAAAGGAAAGUCUUGAAGAUGUCAAAUAUGAUGAUAAAGUCUUCUCUCAUUUGUCACUUGAAUUAGCAGACCGCAUAUUGUUAGCGGUGAAAGAAUUUGGGUACCACCGUUAUAAGUUCAUUAUAAAAGUAUUAUUUAUUCAAAAGACUGGUCAGGCAAUAAAUAUUGCCAGCAGGUGGAUCUGGGAUGUUGCGUGGGACAGCUGGGUUGCAGCUAAACAUGAAACUGAAGCUUAUGUGGCCUUGGCCUUGGUAUUUGCUCUUUAUUGUGAAUAGCUUGUUACGUGUGCUAGAGAGUGGUUACUCUUCAACUUUUCAAAAAUACAUCGUUUAUAGAUUUAUGAACCUCAUAGUAGGUUUUAUUAGCUAUAUUUUUAUCUCCAAUUGAACUUCUUAAUUGUAUUCUUUUAACAACAAGUAAAAGUUAGAUUUUUGCCCUUGUA
Messenger RNA from Equus caballus (horse), 811 nucleotides. RefSeq names its product dynein light chain Tctex-type 2 (gene DYNLT2). Lineage: Eukaryota; Metazoa; Chordata; Mammalia; Perissodactyla; Equidae. Gene Ontology annotation, molecular function: dynein intermediate chain binding. The record is from RefSeq and is a predicted model, not a curated record. Gene Ontology annotation, cellular component: cytoplasm; cytoplasmic dynein complex. Gene Ontology annotation, biological process: microtubule-based movement.